CUCUAACUCCUUGCUAGCUAGUGAAGUAUAUUCAAUUAAAAUGCCUCGCUUUUUGUAAAUGUAAGUUUCCAACCUAAAGGCGGGCAUCCAAAGAUUUGAAGAAGAAAUCCAGAGAAACUUAAAAUUUGGCGAAAGGUUUGUUUGGACCUUGGAGUGGAGCAAGGGGAGGAUGCAAUGGCAAUGGGAGAAUGCCACGGCUGGGGCAAUCGCCGGUUUUACUACUGUUGCUGCGCUUCAUCCCCUCGAUGUUGUUAGAACCAGAUUUCAAGUAAACGAUGGCCGGCUUACUCGAUUCCCUUUAUAUACAAAUACAGCCAACGCCCUCUACACAAUCGCACGAACAGAGGGGUUGAGGGGACUUUAUUCUGGCUUCUUUCCUGCAGUUUUAGGUUCAAGUUUGUCAUGGGGCCUGUAUUUCUUCUUCUACAGCAGAGCAAAGCAUAGAUACCAAAAAGAUACUGGGGAGCAGCUGGGACCUGGUCUUCAUCUCGCUUCAGCUGCUGAAGCAGGCACACUUGUUUGUCUAUUUACAAAUCCAGUGUGGCUAGUCAAAACCAGAUUACAACUUCAAGUUCCCGGGAGUGCAGCUCAUCAGCCAUAUUCAGGUUUCUUUGAUGCUUCGAGGACCAUUUUUAGAGAUGAAGGUUGGCGUGCACUCUAUAAAGGCCUUGGACCGGGACUUUUACUUGUUUCCCAUGGAGCUAUCCAAUUUACAGCAUACGAGGAAGCUCGCAAGUUUGUAAUUAAAUCGAGAAACAAGCAAUGCAAUGAUGGAAAUAUUCAUGGAGAUGAAGUAUUGACUUCCGCAGACUAUGUUGCCAUGGGAGCUUUUUCAAAGAUUUUUGCUGCUUUAUCAACAUAUCCAUAUCAGGUGAUUCGAGCUCGUGUACAGCAACGACCGAAUUCUGAGGGUGUGCCAAAAUAUAGAGACAGUUAUCAUGCAUUGACGGAAACAUUGAGGGACAGGGUCCCAGGGACGCUCAGCUUAUGUUUCCGUUUUCGUGUUGUAGAUUUGAAGGGAUACGUGGACUGUACAAAGGCAUUGUUCCAAAUCUAUUGAGGAAUGUUCCAGCUUCUUCAAUUACUUUUUUAGUUUAUGAAAAUGUACUCAAGUUCUUCAAGUGAUUGGAUACACAAGAUUUGAAGUUUUAACAAUAGGCGAUUUUUUUCCCAAUAAAAAUAUUUGUACAGUAUAUGCAUGUAUUAUACUGUUUUGCCAUAUGUAUUAUUUAUUGACAAAUAACUUUGUAAGAAGCAUUAUAAGGUAAGUUAAAUUUUCCUUUAAUGUGACGACUAUGUACAAUAUUACCAUAUAAUUUGAAGGCGAAGGGGAGUUGGGAGAAAUAAAUUGAGAUGAAUUUAUUCUCUUAUGGUGUAGACAAAAAUAAUUGAGAUGAAUUUAUUCUCUUAUGGUUUA
This is a messenger RNA of Cryptomeria japonica (Japanese cedar), 1417 nucleotides long. Its product is annotated as folate transporter 1, chloroplastic. The transcript is spliced from 11 exons. The coding region runs from base 170 to 1060 and encodes 296 amino acids. The record is from RefSeq and is a predicted model, not a curated record. Gene Ontology annotation, biological process: nucleotide transport; folate import into mitochondrion. Gene Ontology annotation, molecular function: FAD transmembrane transporter activity; folic acid transmembrane transporter activity. Lineage: Eukaryota; Viridiplantae; Streptophyta; Pinopsida; Cupressales; Cupressaceae.